Messenger RNA from Penicillium salamii, 1053 nucleotides. NCBI's taxonomy places the organism in Eukaryota, Fungi, Ascomycota, Eurotiomycetes, Eurotiales, Aspergillaceae. The record is from the annotation of a GenBank genome assembly.
AUGUACCCAGCCCCGGACGAUAGCAAUGACUUGAUAACGUCUAACAAAUUGCAGGUCCACUUCUGGCUGCACGGAGGUGUCAAAACCCAUGUUUCGGAAGAAAAUCCAAUAGUAAUGGGACACGAAGCUUCUGGUAUCGUCCAUGCCGUUGGCCCCGCAGUCUCAAAUCUGAAACCAGGGGAUGAAAUCGCCAUCGAACCUGGCUUUGCCUGUCGUAUUUGUUCAAACUGCAAAAGUGGUCAUUAUAAUCUGUGUCCUCAUAUGAUGUUUGCAGCGAAUCCGCCCCAUACGCAUGGGACUUUGUCGAAAUUCUUCAAGGUUCCAGCUGAUUGCUGUUUCAAGAUUGCCAAAACUCUGGGUGAGAACAGGUCAACUCUUCAAAUAGCGCUUGAUGAAGCUGUAUUGAUUGAGCCAAUGGCUGUCGCAGUCCAUUCUGUGAAGCAGGUCGGUGUCAAACCCGGGGAUAGGGUCAUCGUGUUCGGUGCUGGGACAGUGGGGCUCAUGUGCGCGGCUGUUGCGCGCGAGUUUGGAGCCUCUGUAGUUGUUUCUGUUGAUCUCAGUGAUCAGAAGUUGGCAUUUGCCCAGAAAUGGAUGGCCCGCGAUCGGUUCUUGUUUUCGACAGCUAUUCCGGAGCCAAUGCCUGCUGAGGAUAAUGCGGCUGGUCUGAGGAAUCGGCUGCAAAACUUGAACCCCGAUGAAGACCCUGGAAUGUCAGGCUUCGACGUGGCAAUUGAGGCUACUGGAGCAGAGUCUUGCAUUCAAAUGGCGAUUUACUCACUUCGCAUUGGAGGAUCAUUUGUGCAAACAGGAUUGGGAAAUCGGAAUGUUAACUUUCCCAUCUCGACAGUCUCAGAGAAUGAGAUUACUAUCAAAGGAUGCUACCAAUAUGGCCACGGAGAUUUCAAACUUGCCUUGCAGUUGGCUAUGUCUGGAAAGAUUGAAUUAAAGCCACUUAUCACCAGUGUAUUUCCCUUUGAGGAGGUGACCAAGGCCUGGGACACUACCAAGAGUGGCGAGGGGAUCAAGACCUUGAUUCGAGGUGUUGGAUUCUGA